CGAAUAAUCUGUCUGGCGUAAGGGCCACGCGUUUAAGUACCGUAAAACUUUUAAUCUCUCUGUAACUCUAUAAAAAGUACACAUACACUGUAGUAAACUGAGUAAAUUCAUUUGGCGGCAUCUGUUCAAAGCGACGAUAGACUGGGUUACGUAAAGAAUUUACGUCACUUAAGAAUCAAGAAUCUUUAUCAAGAUUUGCAAGUUAUUUUUGAGACAUGAGUUAUCAGUACUAUGAAAUCCCUGAUCAUGCUAUUGUUUAUAACAAAUUCAGACCAAGCACACCAAAGGGAAUAGCAGAAAAAAUUGUUGAUUAUCUGAAACAAGAGGUUACUGAUUUAGCUCUGGCUGUAGAUGUAGGCUGUGGUUCAGGUCAAAGUACUGAAGUACUGGCACCAUAUUUCCAAACAGUCAUUGGGAUUGAUCCAAGUGAAACUCAGAUUGUUGAAGCCCAAAAGAACAAUACCAUCCCAAACAUUGUUUACAGGGUGGGCUCAGCAGAGAAAAUAACAAGUCCAUCUGGUAGUGUUCAACUUGUAACAGCAGGACAGUCAUGUCACUGGUUUGAUAUGAAAAGGUUUUAUGCUGAAGUGGAGAGGCUCUUGGUACCUGGAGGAGUUCUAGCUAUAUAUGGAUACUUUUUGCCAAGACCACAUUUCCCAGGAAAAUCAGAAGACUUAUGCAGUGUUGUAGACAAGUUUUACAGUGAUGUUCUGGGGAAAUAUGUACUUCCAGAGAGUAAGAAAGUAUACAUUGACAAUUACAAAGGAGGUGAUUUUAUGCAUUUUCCAUUCACAAAACAACCAGUUAUAAGGGAUGAAUCUGUCAUGACUGAAAUUGAUGCUACUGUUGCUGAUCUUGUGGGAUAUGUAAGCAGUUGGUCAGCAUUUCAGAAUUAUGUGAAACUGGAAGGAAAGACCCAGGGAACAAUGGUCCUUCAGAAAUUUGAAAAAGAGGCUAUGGAUAUUCUGAAUGCAACAUCUGCUCCUGCUGAAACAAGAAUAACCAUAAAAUAUAAAUAUUUUCUUAUUAUGGGAAGAAAAUGAACAAUUUCAUAGGAAUUGUAGCUUUUGUAUCCUACUAUGUGCCAAAUAAAAUGAUACAAUAAGUGUUGAAAAAAUUGGAUGUGGUUGUUGUUUGUACCCAUUGUGUAACUGAAUUCAAUAAAAUUUCACCAUAUUGUGAUAUUACUUUAUGGAAA
Schistocerca serialis cubense is the source of this 1198-nucleotide messenger RNA. RefSeq names its product putative methyltransferase DDB_G0268948. Lineage: Eukaryota; Metazoa; Arthropoda; Insecta; Orthoptera; Acrididae. Gene Ontology annotation, molecular function: S-adenosylmethionine-dependent methyltransferase activity. The transcript is spliced from 7 exons. The record is from RefSeq and is a predicted model, not a curated record. The coding region runs from base 216 to 1043 and encodes 275 amino acids.